AUAUAAGGGAAGAAAAUAAUGAGAAAUUCCACGGCAGUAACAGAGUUUAUCCUUCUUGGGUUGACAAGUGACCCACAAUGGCAGGUUGUACUUUUCAUAUUUCUUCUUGUUACCUACAUCCUAAGUGUCACUGGGAACCUGAUCAUUAUUGCCCUCACCCUUUUAGAUCCCCAUCUGCAGAGUCCCAUGUACUUCUUCCUUAGGAAUUUCUCAUUUCUAGAAAUAUCUUUCACGUCUGUCUGCAUCCCCAGAUUCCUUGUCACCAUUGUGACUGGUGACAGAACCAUUUCCUAUAAUGACUGUGUGGCUCAAUUAUUUUUUUUCAUCUUCUUGGGGGUGACAGAAUUUUAUCUUCUGGCUUCCAUGUCCUAUGACCGCUACGUAGCCAUCUGCAAACCUCUUCAUUACACAACCAUCAUGAGCAGCAGAUUCUGUAUCCUUCUUGUCUUUAGCUCAUGGCUUGCAGGAUUCCUGAUCAUCUUUCCACCAGUAAUCCUUCUGAUGCAGUUGGAUUUCUGUGCCUCCAAUAUAAUUGAUCACUUUAUCUGUGACUCUUCUCCGAUUCUGCAGCUUUCUUGCACAAAUACUCACUUUCUAGAACUCAUGGCAUUCUGUUUAGCUGUGGUGACACUCAUGGUCACCUUGACAUUAGUUAUUCUCUCCUACACAAAUAUCAUCCGGACAAUUCUGAGAAUUCCUUCUGUGAAUCAAAGGAAAAAAGCCUUUUCCACUUGUUCCUCCCAUAUGAUAGUUGUCUCCCUCUCUUACGGUAGCUGCAUCUUCAUGUACAUUAAGCCUUCUGCAAGGGAAAGGGUGACUUUAAACAAAGGAGUAGCUGUGCUCAAUACCUCAGUGGCUCCUCUCUUGAAUCCCUUCAUAUACACGCUAAGGAAUCAGCAAGUGAAGCAAGCCUUCAAGAGCCUGGUUCAGAGGAUGGUUUUUUCUUCAAAUAAACAAAUGUAA
This is a messenger RNA of Cynocephalus volans (Philippine flying lemur), 963 nucleotides long. Its product is annotated as olfactory receptor 6C75. The coding region runs from base 19 to 963 and encodes 314 amino acids. Gene Ontology annotation, cellular component: membrane. The transcript has a single exon. Lineage: Eukaryota; Metazoa; Chordata; Mammalia; Dermoptera; Cynocephalidae. Gene Ontology annotation, molecular function: G protein-coupled receptor activity; olfactory receptor activity. Gene Ontology annotation, biological process: G protein-coupled receptor signaling pathway. The record is from RefSeq and is a predicted model, not a curated record.